Messenger RNA from Plasmodium vinckei vinckei, 1143 nucleotides. Its product is annotated as autophagy-related protein 18, putative. Gene Ontology annotation, cellular component: extrinsic component of membrane; phagophore assembly site membrane; cytosol. Gene Ontology annotation, biological process: nucleophagy; protein lipidation; autophagy of mitochondrion. Gene Ontology annotation, molecular function: phosphatidylinositol-3,5-bisphosphate binding; protein binding; phosphatidylinositol-3-phosphate binding. The record is from RefSeq and is a predicted model, not a curated record. The coding region runs from base 1 to 1143 and encodes 380 amino acids. The transcript has 2 exons. NCBI's taxonomy places the organism in Eukaryota, Apicomplexa, Aconoidasida, Haemosporida, Plasmodiidae.
AUGGUAUCAUUAAGAUUAGAUAAUAAUAGAUAUAUAGCUUUUAAUCAAGAUUAUGGCUGUCUGUGUAUGGCCAACGAAAAAGGAUUUAAAAUUUACAAUACAAAUCCUUUCACUCAAACAUAUAGUAGAGAUUUAACUGAUCGGAAUAAAAAUGGAUUAUACAUAGCAGAAAUGCUUUAUCGUUGUAAUAUUUUAGCAAUAACCGGAAACAAAAAUGAUAGAAAAGGAAAAUGGGCAAAAAAUGUUUUAAUAAUAUGGGAUGAUAGACAAAUGAGAGAAAUAGCAAAAUUGACAUUUUCAUCAAACAUUAUUGGUGUGAGAUUAUUAAGAGAAAUAAUUGUGGUUAUUUUAGAAUAUAAAUUAUGUAUAUACAGAUUAAAAGAUAUAAUAUUAUUAGAAACCCUAAAUACAGCAAAAAAUCCAUCAGGAUUAUGCUGCUUAUCAAACAUUGAUAAAAAUAUUAUUAUUGCAUAUUUGUCACCUAUAAAAGGUCGAGUUAAUAUUCAUAUAUUUGAAAAAAAUGCUAGUGAGAAUGUUCAUGAAGAACUCCCUUAUAUAAAUUUUAAAACAGAUUUAAGUAUAUAUGCUCAUGAUAAUCCAAUUGCAUGUAUAAAUUUAAGUAAUGAUGGAAAACUAUUGGUAACCGCUUCCACAAAAGGAACAAUUAUAAGAUUAUUUAACACAUUCGAUGGAAGUAUAUUAAACGAAUUUAGAAGAGGUACUAAAACGGCUAAAAUAUUAUCUUUAAAUAUCAGUAAUGAUAAUAAUUGGCUGUGUUUAACUUCAAAUAGAAAUACUGUACAUGUAUUUUCUAUAUAUAAAAGAACCCGACCACCACGAAAAGUAGAUAUAAUAUCUAAAGGAAAAAAUAUAUCAUCACAUGUUAUGCUAAAUUAUGAAAAAGAACCAAAAAAUAAAAAAUCAUCUAUUAAAUGUUUAUUACCUUGUCAUCCAUACUUAAAUAGUGAUUGGAGCUUUUCAUCAUAUAAAAUCCCCGGGAAAAAAAUAUCAUCAAUUUGUGCAUUUGUAAGCGACCAAAAUUGUAUUAUUGUUAUAUGUUCAAAUGGAUUAAUUUAUAAAUUGAGAUUUAAUGAACAUAUAGGAGGAGAGAUGCUUAAGAUAUCUUCCCAUAGCUUUGAUUAA